AUGCCACAAAAUGCUCGACACCAAAACGCCCUCCCUGCAGCGCCAAGCGGACAACGACCGGUAGAUUGCGGAUCGGCCCAUAGCACAAAAAUGCCGCGGAGGCGGGUUGAAGAUCUACCAGGCGUAGCGAAGCUAACAAUCGUGAGCGAUGCGAACACGGAAUCAGAUCGACACUGCAGGUCCAGCGUUUGUCCCGCCGUCUAUCGGAGUUUCCAGCACCCCAGAGUAUAGAUAAGGGAGAGCAGUCCCUGCAUACGCGUAACAUCAAGCAAACAUGACCGACGCUCUGAAUGACAGAGAGUGGCGGCGUUCCACGUCCACGGCGGGACAGACGUACGUCGUCUCCACAUCCCGCAAUCUCCCUCACGACUUCGUGCAGAAGGCGUUCGACAACCCGGCCAUGUACUGGGCCAGACCGAUCGCUCCGGACCAGAUGAAGACGAUGCUCGACCAUUCUUGCACGCUGGGCAUGUACGAGGCGAGUGGUUCAGAGAGAAGACCCAUCGGCAUGGCGCGCAUGAUAACAGACUACGUCACGUUUGCUUAUCUAACCGACGUCUACCUGCUGGAGGAGUUUCGCGGGCAUGGGCUCGGACAGUGGCUGGUCGAGUGCUGCCGCGAGGUGGUCCUGGCCAUCCCAGCCUUACGGCGUGUUGUGUUGCUCACGGACUCGGAGCAAGCAAAGCAGCUGUACAGACGCGAGCUCGGCAUGAGCGUGGCAGGCAUCGAAGAAACAACGGUCGCCAUGACGGUGCGGCAAGCGAAACUGCAGGCCCUGUUCGGGUCUUCUGGAACAACACGUUAGGCGGCCGCGCCCGCGCUCCGAUGGACGCGUCAUAUCGCUGAGCGCUCGAUGCUGCGCCGGGAUCGCAGAACACCACGCGGCGGGCUGCUUAGCUGCGAGAAACGUGCGCCAACGUCUGGAUGUGUGGAGUGGUGAAUUCAAUGCACGCCGUUUUGGGCUUAGCACGUCAGAUGUCGCCAUCCCCGUAUCACGAUUCUCGUUUCGCCGGCGGCGGGGCUUGAUCCCAUCUCGAAGGAGACUAGAACCCGACCUUCACCUCC
Paraphaeosphaeria sporulosa is the source of this 1065-nucleotide messenger RNA. RefSeq lists its product as uncharacterized. Gene Ontology annotation, molecular function: acyltransferase activity, transferring groups other than amino-acyl groups. The coding region runs from base 275 to 805 and encodes 176 amino acids. The transcript has a single exon. NCBI's taxonomy places the organism in Eukaryota, Fungi, Ascomycota, Dothideomycetes, Pleosporales, Didymosphaeriaceae. The record is from RefSeq and is a predicted model, not a curated record.